Myxocyprinus asiaticus (Chinese sucker) is the source of this 4509-nucleotide messenger RNA. It is a transcript of the gene adora1b, whose product is annotated as adenosine A1 receptor b. Gene Ontology annotation, cellular component: membrane; dendrite; synapse. Gene Ontology annotation, biological process: G protein-coupled adenosine receptor signaling pathway. Lineage: Eukaryota; Metazoa; Chordata; Actinopteri; Cypriniformes; Catostomidae. The transcript is spliced from 2 exons. The record is from RefSeq and is a predicted model, not a curated record. The coding region runs from base 943 to 1965 and encodes 340 amino acids. Gene Ontology annotation, molecular function: G protein-coupled adenosine receptor activity.
UAAUAUCUAUUAUGGUGCGCACUAAUAUUACACUACAAACUAGGGCACGGUCUGUCAUCUUGAGCGUCAUAGCCCAGUAUAUUCAGAUUCACCUUGAUUGUAGACGAAUACAGUAACGAGGAAAAAGAGUCCCUGGUGUCUCCGAAAUAAAGUAGCACAGGCAGGUUGCCGCUCAGUUCAUUCAUUAUAAAGAAGGGAACCAAAAUUGACAGCGCCGUGUCUGGGAUGGUGGGGUUCGCCUUUUUUCCUUCUGUCAAAGAAAUCCGGAACGACCCUUUUGCCAUUCUCGUAGCGCCGGGGAACCUGAUAAUCCACACGGGUUAGUUGGAUUUAUUUAGCCCCAAAAGUGCUUUAAAUCGGUAGGUGGGCGAGCAUGGGUGAGACAAAGGGCUUUACCCAUCGAGAGUUGUUCUAGAGCACCGCAUAGCUCACGAGAGUGUUGGAAAGGAGACACCGCGCGCUGGACAAUAUCUUGUUUCGCAUUUCCAGCAACAAAUAUGGUGCGUUCUAUUGUUUAUUUUACCACUGUCUGGACAUCCAAAGAACUACAUAAGAGUUGUAGGUGACAAACGAAGAAAUUCUAUUUUUAUUAUAUCGUCUGGACGAAUCAGUGAUGCGCGCACGAGCCUUGCACGAGCGUGUAUGUAAGAGGCACUAUAGCAACCAAACAGGAGAAGAGAACGCGCGAAACUGUGCGAUGUUUACAACAGAGGAUUGCUAGUCACUUUUGUAUUUUUGUGAAAUGUAUUCUUCUCGUGUUCGUCAAUUUCCAACUCUAAAUAUACAUUUGUGGAAUACAGCUAUCUUUUGAUGGGGCAGUCGCUUUAAUGGGAGGAUUUUUCUCUGGACUGCAGUUAAUAGAUUUACACAUCACUUUCACGUGAAACCCCAUUGUUGCGUUGAUAUUCAUCGUCUUAUCGAUUCUCGUCGAUAAGUGGAAGAAUGCCCGAAGACCUCUCCGCGGCCAAAGCCCUCUACAUGGGUAUGGAGGUGGUGAUCGCCGUAUCAUCGGUCAUAGGAAACGUGUUGGUGGUCUGGGCAGUCAAAAUUAACAGAUCACUGAGAGAUACUACGUUUUGUUUCAUUGUUUCUUUGGCGCUCGCGGACAUCGCAGUAGGAGCGCUGGUCAUACCCUUGGCGAUUACUAUAAGUAUCGGACUUCAGACUCACUUCUACAGCUGCCUGCUGGUAGCUUGCACUGUGCUGGUUUUGACCCAGAGUUCCAUCCUUGCCUUGCUCGCUAUAGCCAUUGACCGAUACCUUAGGGUCAAGAUCCCAACCAGUUAUAAGCGCUUGGUCACUCCAAGACGAGCUGGAAUAGCAGUAUUUGUGUGUUGGACGGUGGCCUUCAUUGUUGGCUUGACUCCCAUGCUGGGCUGGAAUAAUUUAAAUAACCUGCAACAUAAAAACGGUUCACUAGGUCCCAACCUCAUCAUCACCUGCCAGUUCGAGAACGUCAUCAGCAUGGAGUAUAUGGUCUACUUCAACUUCUUUGGUUGGGUGCUGCCCCCUCUGCUUCUCAUGGUCAUCAUUUACUCAGAGAUCUUCUACAUGAUCCACAAGCAGUUGAAUAAGAAGGUGAUGUGCCACGCUGAACCGAACAAGUAUUAUGACAAAGAACUAAAGCUGGCAAAGUCUCUGGCUCUAGUCCUUUUCCUUUUCGCUGUCAGCUGGCUUCCUCUUCACAUCCUAAACUGCACCACACUCUUCUGUCCAGGGUGUGAGAAGCCCAUGUUCCUCAUUUACAUUGCCAUUCUGCUCACACAUGGCAACUCUGCCGUCAACCCCAUCGUUUAUGCUUUCCGCAUCAAGAAGUUUCGUACCGCGUUCCAGAGGAUCUGGAAGCAGUACUUCUGCUGCAAGGAAGCUCCUCCCCCUGAUAAUCAUGCAAGCGAGAGACUGGAUAUCAACCAUUACAUUGCGGCUGCUGCUCUUCCAGAAGCUCCUUUCGAACAGAACGUUUGACUGAUGUUUCAGCACUCUCCGAUGAGGUCAAAUGGAUUCUAUGUGCUGGAUGUCUAAUGCUGUCAAGUCUUGGUUUGUUUACCACAGACUGUUGUGGUUGAAAAGUGUCUCUUUACUGGAAUUAUGAGACAGCAUUGCUUCAAAAAGACAGGAGUACAAGAGACCAGAAAAGUGAGUCAGAUCAUUUUAAAGAGAAAGUGCAGGAGGAUAACAGCAGGAAAUCUUGCUUUGUGAAGCAGCCAUGAAGAACAUUUCAGAUGUUUACUAGAAGACUCUUGUGACUUUAUUGUUAAGAUUUCAGUCAAUAUAUUGCCUAAGUUCACAAAAAGUAUUAUACAAAUUAUAAAAAUGUUGUGAAAUAUUAAAGAUAAAAUGUUUUGCUCAAAUGAGAAAUCCAAAUUUAACAAAAUGUGCAGUAUUGCCUAUUACAGAAACCAUUAUUAUUAAUAUGGUUAAUAUGGAAACGUCUGAUCACCAGUAAUGGGUUGUAAUAGAAUGUAUGCAGUACAGACAUCAAGGCGCAGUACACGGGUUUUUUGGUAGUAUUCUGAAGCUUUGUGCACAAUUACAGGAAAAGGAUGUCAGAAACAGUGACAAAAAUGAUGAGGUACCAUAGUGGACGAAAGCAUUUCUUGUCCUUUCAUUGAGUUUCUCUCUUCCACUUGAGUGUGUCUACGCAGGUCUGUUACUGUUGGGGCUUUUCCACUGAAAGGUACAGCUCGACUCGACUCGACUCUGCUCGCUUUUUGGGGGUUUUCCACUGUGGAUAGUACCUGGUAUCUGGCACUUUUUUUAGUACCACCUUGGUCGAGGUUCCAAGCGAGCCAAGCCGAUACUAAAUGUGACGUCGUACAAAAUCCUGCAGAUCACUGAUUGGUCAGAGAGGAUCGUCACUACCAGCAUCACUGGAUUUGCGACACGGGACAUCAACCCGCUAGAUUUAAAGUUAGCAACAGCGAUAGCAGUAUCAUUUGUUCACGUGACUUUCGAAUUGUAAAAAGAAAUGGCGGUGCACAAAACCAUGCCGUGGUCAAUAAACGAGGUGCAGACGUUUCUCUCAUUAGUGACGAACGAAACGACGCAAAACGAAAGAGUCUUUCAGGAAGUGUCUCAGAUGUUGGCUGCACACGGCUACCACAGGACCUACCAUCAGUGUAGGGGAAAGUUAAAAAAAACUUAAAAGUGACUACAGAAUCAUCAAGGACCACAGCAGCCGGAGUGGUUCAAACAGAAGAAAGUGGAAGUGGUUCGACCAAAUGGACACUAUCUAUGGCAAUAGACCGGCGAGCAAUGGGAGGGAGAGUGCCCUGGACUCAUCCACAGCGUUGUUGGGGUCCACGAUGGAGGAUGGUACGUUGUGUUACAUUAACUCUAUAUUCUGCUUGAAAACUUCACUUUAUUUAGUUGACCAGCUACUGGAACAACAACUGCGUUAUGCAGCACAAUGAGCUAGUACCAAACAGCUAGCGGUCAUGUUAUUGUUUAUGGUCAGUAAUGUUUGUGUCGCAUUUAAGAUGAUGUCACGGCAGUAGAGGCGGCACAACUAUUACGAUCAGCCUAUAAUCCCACCCAUGUUGAGGCGGCACUAAACUGCAGUGGAAAAGUAAGCUCAGAAAAGUAAAGUGAGCAGAGUCUAGCCGAGUCGAACCCAUGACGUGCAGUGGAAAAGUGCCAUGUGAUGGGGGGGGGGGGGUGUUAUUGAGGUUUUCUUGCCUUUAAGCAAAACUAUGUGUGUGUCAAAGAAAAACUGAACCUGUCAGAGUAAAUGAAGUAAAGACUCACUGAAGUCUAAUUUAUCAUUUUCUGUGGUGACAAGAAAGCAUUAGAGGAACCUUGAUUGUCAAGGCUUUUGGCAAUGCAUUACAAUCUCUACCAUUUGGAAGAUUUCAGGGUAUGAAUAAAAUGAUCAAAACUGAGUGUGUUAUCUUUCAGUAUUAUAGCAGUAUUUAGCUAUACAUUUUUUUCAUAAUCACACAGUAAUUAUUCAUUUUGAAACAAGCAGAAAAUAAAGAUUGAAGUCACACUAUUGGUAAAACAUACUUCACAAAACUUUUUUUCGAUUUCUCUUAAAAGGAUAGUUAACCCAAAAAAUUUAAAUUGUGUUAUAAUUUACUCACCCUAAUUCAAAACCUGACAUUCUUUCCCUCCAUGGAACACAAAAGGAGAUGUUUAGCAGAAUGUUUACACUGUUCUUUUCUAUACAGUGAAAGCAUACAUGACCAGGGACUGUCGAGCUCUUAUGGUUAGGAACGGCAUGAGGGUGAGCUAAUAAUAUCAAAGUAUUAAUUUUGGAUAGUCCAAAACCCUUUAAAGGAACAGUUUACCCCAAAAUUAAAAUUUUCUCAUUAUUUACACACCCUCGUGCUAUCCCAGAUGUGUAUGACUUACUUCUGCUGAACACAAAUUACGUUUUUGGCUCUGUAUGUCCACACAAUGCAAGUGAAUGGUGGGUUAAAAUUUUGAAGCUCCAAAGAGGCAGCACAAAUGUAAUCCAUAAGACUCCAGUGGUUAAAUCCAUGUCUUUUGUAGCUUUUGUGUGCUAAG